This is a messenger RNA of Amphibalanus amphitrite, 918 nucleotides long. RefSeq names its product histone H1-like. The transcript has a single exon. Lineage: Eukaryota; Metazoa; Arthropoda; Thecostraca; Balanomorpha; Balanidae. The record is from RefSeq and is a predicted model, not a curated record. Gene Ontology annotation, cellular component: nucleosome; nucleus. The coding region runs from base 100 to 702 and encodes 200 amino acids. Gene Ontology annotation, biological process: negative regulation of DNA recombination; chromosome condensation; nucleosome assembly. Gene Ontology annotation, molecular function: structural constituent of chromatin; nucleosomal DNA binding; double-stranded DNA binding.
UAUAAAGGCCUCCGCCGCCGCGCCGGACGUAAACGUACGCCAGCCGCCGCGGUGAGAGGGUCGAGCUCCGUCCGUGUCGCAUCGCUCAGCAAACCAGUCAUGUCUGACGACGCUCCUGCUGCAACUGCUGCUGCCGCUGCGCCCGCGGCCACGCCAGCGAAGAAGGGACGCAAGCCCAAGGAGGGAGGUGCCGCCAAGAAGAAGGCGUCCAAGCCGACCCACCCGCCGACGCUGGAGAUGAUCACCAAGGCGAUCGCUCACGAGAAGGACCCCAAAGGUGUAUCAGUGAUGGCUAUCAAGAAGUACAUCCUGGCGCAGUACAAGGUGCAGCCGGUGAUGCUGCGUCACAUGCUGCGGCGUGCCUUCGACGCUGGACUGGCUGCCGGUAAGCUGACCCGACCCAAGGGCCAGGGCGAGUCUCACCUCCUGUCUGGACGCUACCGGCUGGCCGGAAAGGAGCCCAAGGCCAAGAAGGCGGAGGCUGCUCCCAAGCCGAAGAAGGCUCCCAAAGCCAAGUCCCCUGCCAAGAAGCCGGCAGCGGCAAAGAAGCCCAAGGCGAAGACCCCGAAGAAGAAGCCAGCGGCUGCCGCAGCAAAGAAGGCCAAGUCGCCGAAGAAGGCGAAGAAGACGCCCAAGAAGCCAGCUGCAAAGAAGGCUCCCGCCAAGAAGAAGACCCCCAAGAAGGCGGCGAAGAAGGCGUAAAGUGUUUCCCAGUGAGUCUAUGUACAAAUCCCAGUGUAUAUAUCAUCAUCAUGCUUGGUUUUUAUUGCCUCGUUUACCAGUUGCCCAAAGAACGGCGGGCGUUCGGGGCUUGUGGAUCUCACCAAAAUGGCGAAGAAGCUGCCUGCUUAUGUAACGUGCAUAGCUCGAGUCAGAGCUGAUGUAUUCAUCAAAGUGUACAAUAAAUUAUGAGGUAUG